UUUCAAUGACGGCCUAGGAACAGUGGGUUAACUGCCUUGUAUUUUUCGGCGUUUAUCCAAAAUCACACGACGAACCAUGACGGAGUUAGAGCCUACAAAAAUACGCCAUUACAUUUAUCUUUAUAAAGUUAACAUUUUAAAAGGUCAGCUCGGAUAUUCGAUCUUGCUAUCUUUUAGUAACCUUUUAAAAACUUUGUAAAGAUAAAUAGUAAUGACGUCUUUUUGUAGGCUCUAACUUCGCCAUGGUUCGUCGUAUAGUUUUUUGAUAAACGUCUGGUGUAAACGCAGGUUUAGGAGAUUUUAUACGCUUUGUUCUAUGAGAUAAUCUAAGAGGGGUAUGUAUGCACGUCCCAAGGAUUCCGGAUAGCAAGGACCCUCAAAGAAAGGCCAUCAUUGCUAUAGGUUUUUGUUCCGACAAGCUGUUGACCUGGGGAAUGCUAUUUACGCGCACAGGAAGAGAUGUCAGCUGAUCAGUCGAAGGAAAUGUUUGAUGCUAGCAGAAGAAUUGUUGUCAGUUAUAAAAAAACGUGUAUCUGAUUUCAGUAUAUCGUUUCUCCAGUUUCUUAAUAGCUUGUAUUCUGGUACUUCAACAUAGAAAAAUGAUGUCGAGCGUUGCCUUCAAACUGCUCUCUCUUGUUGGUUUGUUAUUGAUGUCAAUACAGACGACGGAUGCGAAGAAUUCAGAGGAUAUCCGGUGUAAAUGUACCUGCCCACCAUACAGAGACAUUGAUGGACAGAUCUACAAACAAAAUGUAUCUCUAAAGGAUUGUAACUGCCUUCAUGUUGUGGAGCCAAUGCCAGUUGAUGGAAAGGAUGUAGAGGCGUACUGUCUGCGUUGUGAAUGCAAAUAUGAGGAGAGGAGUUCUGGAACUAUCAAGGUCACUAUCAUAAUCUACCUGUCCAUCCUGGGCCUGCUGUUCCUCUACAUGGUGUACCUGACCCUGCUGGAGCCCAUGCUGAAGAGGAGGCUCUUUGGACACUCACAGCUUCAGAAUGAUGAUGAUGUUGGGGACCAGCAGCCUUUCGCCAACGCCCACAACGUAUUGUCUCAUUCGGCCUCUCGCCCCAACAUGCUGAACAAAGUGGAGCACGCUCAGCAGCGCUGGCGGAGGCAGGUCCAGGAACAGAGGAAGUCUGUGUUUGACCGCCACGUGGUGCUCAGCUAAACCCAUCCCCAGGAAACAAAAACCCGGGGUGAAGCAAACAAUGUUACUGUGACUGGGUGUUCCUUCUUCUUUUUUGUUGUCUAUUUUGUCUGAUUCUUUCCCGAACUUCCGAGCUUCAUCCUUAUUGGUGUUUUUGAUCCUCAACUGGACCUGUAUUUCAUGAAAUGUGAUCAUAUAGCUCUAUGUAUUCAGGAGGUGAUCGUAAAGGGUCUCUGCAUCAGUAGGUUGAAGUGGGGCGUUGCAUUUGAGACCUUUGGCUUAAGGUAAUGCUAGUGUCUGUAUGACUUUGUAUACUUUCUGAUUUAAUAAUACUAAUAGAAAGUUAGAUGUUAGUUUGUUGCCCCCAAAUGGAUGAUACGUGCCAUUUUGCACAAGCUGAUGAUGAUAUUUGGUUUCUGAUAAAGUAGAAACAAUGGGUGACAGUGCACUCUUUUACAGUAAUAUUGGUAGCUUCUGAUAACAGUAAUGUUGGCCAAGUCACCAAUGAAAUUAGGUGAGACAUUUGAGGGUAGAGUAAAUAACAAACAAAAAAAUAUACCAAAAUUAAUCACUCAAACUAAUGAAAACAUCUACAAUAAAUGUAACAUCUGCUACCUAAACAACAGAAGAUGGGAAUGAGUUGGAAACAGUAAAAAUGUGUAACAUCAGUCUCUUGUCCAAAAGCAUGUUUUUAAGAAGUGAUGUAUACAUUUAUUUACAACCUUUUACCCUAAACAACAGUUGAUGUACAGAUGUAUGCAUUUUGUGGUGUGAACACUCCUGUAUCAUGUUCUCCUGUAAGGCUAAGUAUAAUGUAGCAUUUGGGAGACAUUUUGACAGUUAAUGACAGUUAUCUGAUGGUACAUUUAAUGUAAACAUUAGUCCUCUCCUUUGAAUAUAUGUGUGUUAGUCAGAGCCCUCGGCUGUCACUGUCUCGAGUAGAUGUACACCAUCUCUGCACCUUGCUUGUUUUGUUUUCAGCUAUCUACUCCUCUCCAUUUAGAUACAUUUGACAUGAAUCAUACAUGAAUGAGAUCCUCCUUUAUUCAAAAUUUAAAUAACUGUCAUUGUCUUUUGUUAGACAGUAUUGAUGCUACCAUCUGUCUUUGAUGUAAAACAUUUUUUAAUGAUAAUUUGGGAUAGCUAGGGGGUUUGUAAAGUGGGUAGAAAAUGCUACUAUUGGUUGACCUAAUGAAAGUGUUAAGUCUUAUCUGUGAUAACAUCACAUUUAAAAUACAUUUCUGUAAUAUUUA
This is a messenger RNA of Oncorhynchus keta (chum salmon), 2398 nucleotides long. Its product is annotated as transmembrane protein 9B-like. The record is from RefSeq and is a predicted model, not a curated record. The transcript has 5 exons. Lineage: Eukaryota; Metazoa; Chordata; Actinopteri; Salmoniformes; Salmonidae. Gene Ontology annotation, cellular component: lysosomal membrane. The coding region runs from base 600 to 1166 and encodes 188 amino acids. Gene Ontology annotation, biological process: positive regulation of canonical NF-kappaB signal transduction.